This is a messenger RNA of Drosophila montana, 4170 nucleotides long. RefSeq names its product collagen alpha chain CG42342. Bases 1223 to 3664 code for a protein of 813 amino acids. Lineage: Eukaryota; Metazoa; Arthropoda; Insecta; Diptera; Drosophilidae. The transcript is spliced from 18 exons. The record is from RefSeq and is a predicted model, not a curated record.
CAUUGCGAGUGGACGUGUUAAAACGGUGCGGAAGCAAAACGAUUGUCAAAUAAAACAGAAAACAUAGCAAACGUCGAGUUAUUUGAGUGUGUGUUUGUGUGAGUGCAACUGUGAGUGUUUCGCGAAUAAUUCGCCUGCAGCACCCGUUUCGUCCAAGUCUUUGGAAGCUGGUGCCUGCCUUUUACUCCGCGCGCGGUGCUUGUUUUCAUUUUAGUGAUGUUGUUGCUUUUUGAUUAAAGGCCUCCCAACAACAACAACAGAAAAAAAAGAAAAGAAAAAGGAAAGCAAAACCAAACAAAACAAAGCCGUAACAACAACCACAACAAAAACAACAACAACCAAGAAGUGUCUGUGUGCCAAGUGCUAGCUUUGAAUUGUUGUUGGUUGCGGCACUUUUUGGGAAAUUAAAUUAUGUUAAGUGCAUAAAUCGUUCGACGCAGCAGAAGCAUCAGCAGUCACAACAACAGGAGCAGCAGCAGAAGUGAAACGCUAAGGUGCAAUCACAAAUGAAAAAAUCUGAAGAACUAAAUAAGUUGCAAUGUGAAGAGCGCUUGUGGGACAAGUGAAAACUGAAAACUGCGCGGCAGCCCAAGUAAAGUAAGAACGUGAAGAGGAAAACUCGCUCAGCGCUGUCAGAAAACUUGUCGAGGAGCCCAGGAAGCACCGAACCCAGAGACCAGAAGCAGCUGCUGUGACGAUUGACAAGACAAAAACAAAAGCCACGACGGCAAGAGUUUGACAAGUGGCACAAGUGGCAGCAGCGCCCGAAAGCACGCAGCUAGUUUUUCAACUCAACUAAGACUUUUUGUGUAUGCUUGCUGCCCCAAGCCGAAAACGUCCGCCCACACCCAGCCACACCCAGCCACGGAGCAGUCACCGCAGUCCAUGGCCGCGUAGCUUUUGUAUGCGGCUCGCAUGCCGUGGCAGCAACAGCGUGAAUCGCAAGUGCAACAACAAUAGCAGCAUUACAGGCGCUAUGUGCUGGCCAAAUACCGCAACGGAACGUCGGCAGCAAACGAAAUAGAGCAUCGGCAAGGACAUAGCCAAACACUCGAACAUUGGCCAAAAAGGAGCAGCUGGCUGUGCAGCACAUGUGUUUUUGUGAUGCGACAAGGACACUUCAAGUGCCGCCAACACACUUAAACGCAGCCCGAGCAGCAGCAUCCACAUCAACAGCAUCUCUGGCAUUAGUUUAAAACAGUCAACAGUCUUCAAGCGCAGCAUGCGCAAACACAAAGCGCCGCCCGGCGGCCACCCAAUCAGUUCCAGUUUCGUGGCAAGGACAAUGCCAACAGUGCACAACGAGACAAACGCAGCGGGCACGACACCAGCAACAACAACAACAACAGCAACAGCAGUCGAAAUGGAGCAGCAGCGCAUGUUGCUCGGCCAUGCGGCAGUUGACAGCGCCACGCCAGCAGCAGGAGCGGCAACAACAGCUGCUGCAACAAGCCCAACUAGUCGCCUUGCAGCGCCAUCGGCCACCUGCCAGCAACGAUCUGCAGCAGCAGCAACAGCAACAGCCAAAGCAGCGAGCAGCAAGGAACGGCCGCGAUAUACAGUUAAGCUCAUGUCCUUGCUGCACAUCGCCUGCUAUGUGCUGUGCCUGUGCGCCUUCAGUUUCGCACUCUACGCGAAUGUGCGACAGACCCGACUCGAGCAGCGACUGCAGCGCCUGCAGCAGCUGGACGCGCGCAUCGUCGAGCUGGAGCUGCGUCUGGAGCAGCAGCAGCUGCUGCACUGGCCCGACGAGCAGGCCAAGAUCCUGGCCAGCCCCAUCAUCAGCAGCAGCAGCAACAGCAGCAGCGAAAACGGCACAUCCUCACACCUGGCGCUACAUGUGCGUCGCGAGUUACAUCGCCUGCGUCGCGAUGUUUCCCACCUGCAACUGACGCGACGUCAGCAGCGCCGGCAAGCGGCCGAAGCGGCUGCCGCUGCAGCAGCAGCUGGAUUUGGAGGCAGCCCAGCAGCCAAUGGCGAGUGCCAGUGCCAACCAGGUCCACCAGGUCCGCCCGGUCCGCCCGGCAAGCGAGGGAAGCGCGGCAAGAAGGGCGACCCCGGCGACAAGGGCGACCCGGGCCUCAAUGGCAUCAGCGGCGAGAAGGGUGCUGCUGGUAACCCCGGCGACAAGGGCCAAAAGGGCGAUAACGGCCAUCCGGGCGUGGAUGUCUUCCAGACCGUCAAGGGCCUCAAGAGAUCGGUGACAACGCUGCAUGGCGGCACACUGGGCUAUGCGGAAAUUGUAGCUGUUAAGGACUUGCAAGAAGCGGGCGUUAACGUAUCCGCUUCAACGGUCAUACAGCUAAAGGGUGAACCUGGCGAGCCCGGCCCGCCUGGACCCCCAGGCGAACCUGGCAAUCCAGGCGUACCAGGCGAGCGUGGACCACCUGGCGAAACUGGACCGCAGGGAGUUCAGGGCGAGACCGGUCAGGCAGGACCGAUUGGACCGCCCGGCGUGCCGGGCGCACCUGGCACAAAGGGUGACAAGGGCGAUCGCGGUGAUCGCGGACUCACCACAACCAUCAAGGGUGACGAGUUCCCAACGGGCAUCAUCGAGGGUCCGCCGGGACCGCCUGGACCACCUGGACCGCCCGGAGACCGCGGUGAGCGCGGCGAGGUGGGACCCAUUGGACCGGCCGGACCGCCUGGCGAGAAAGGACCACGCGGCAAGCGGGGCAAGCGGCUAUUUGGCCCUGGCGGCACCAAGCUGGAGGAGGAUUAUGACGACCCGCCCGUCACACUGUUGCGUGGCCCGCCCGGACCACCAGGCCUCUCUGGCAAGGACGGGCGAGACGGACGCGAUGGCAGCAAGGGUGAGCCAGGCGAACCCGGAGAACCGGGCUCAUUGGGUCCGCGUGGCCUGGAUGGCCUGCCUGGCGAGCCGGGCAUUGAAGGGCCACCUGGUCUGCCGGGCUAUCAAGGGCCGCCCGGUGAAAAGGGCGAUCGCGGCGAUAUUGGCCCACCUGGUCUAAUGGGACCUCCGGGCCUGCCAGGACCACCGGGCUAUCCCGGAGUCAAGGGCGACAAGGGCGACCGCGGCGAUUCGUACCGUAAGAUGCGACGCCGGCAGGAUGACGGCAUGGCUGAUGCACCGCACAUGCCCGCCAUUGAAUAUCUUUACGGACCACCCGGACCACCUGGUCCAAUGGGUCCACCUGGACACACUGGUGCACAAGGCGAUCGCGGCUUGGAUGGACGUAAGGGUGAUCCUGGCGAAAAGGGACACAAGGGCGAUCAGGGACCCAUGGGCUUGCCGGGUCCAAUGGGCAUGCGUGGCGAGUCGGGUCCCUCUGGUCCGGCUGGCAAAGCUGGCAUUCCGGGUCCGCCUGGUUUGGAUGGCAUGAAGGGUGCACAGGGCGAAACGGGACACAAGGGCGAGCGCGGCGAUCCGGGUCUGCCGGGCACCGACGGCAUUCCCGGCCAGGAGGGUCCGCGCGGCGAGCAGGGCUCACGCGGCGAUGCUGGUCCGCCAGGUAAACGGGGACGCAAAGGAGAUCGCGGCGACAAGGGCGAACAGGGCGUGCCCGGACUGGACGCGCCCUGUCCGCUGGGCGUUGACGGGCUGCCGCUGCCGGGCUGCGGCUGGCGGCCUCCAAAGGAGAACUGGCAGACGUGGCUCAAGGACGAGCUGAACGCGCUGCAGCAUACGAAAACAAAAAACUAAUAUCCUCAGCUGCGAACGCGUUCGCCCACCCGCAGCCCCAGCUCCAGCUCCAGCAGCAACGCUCGUGGAUGUGUUGGCUCUGCAAUAUCCAGACGAAUCUUAGCGCUUUGGUUUUAAUUUUAGUAAUUUGUUAUUGUUAAUGUAGAAAUCGAACAAAUCUAUGCAAUACCUACCAUAGAACACACAUACUAUCACUCUACACACACACACACACACAUAGAUACAAACGUACACACAUAUGUGCCAAAAUCCUUGUGAACAGCAACAGUUGCUCAUGCACUGAGUCUAGCUACUCCAGCUGAACGCAUUUCACAAAUAUUACAUUUAUUUAUAGUCUUAACUUACCUGCAUACCUACAUGCAUACGUAUAAACAUAAAUACAUAUAAAUAUUUAAAUUGUAACGUUGUAUCUACUACUACUACUACUACUACUACACUAUAUUACUGCUAUUUCUACUACUUUUUCUAUUACUCUAAGCAGCGAAACAUAAAAUAAAUAGUAAUGG